UUGAGAACCCUUCAUCUAAAAAAGUUUGGGUCCUCAGCAAUACACCUGCAAACUCUGUUGAUCCAGAGAGAUUCCUCCACUUAUAUUUAGAUAGCUGUUUAACUAUGCAGUAAUCCAGUUAAUAUUAGUCAACUAAUGUUUUAUCAGAAUUAGUUCAGUCCACAAACAGACUUCUACAGGCCAUCAGGUUUUCUGGAUUCUCAGCUGAUUUCUCUGAGGUCAUUCAGAGCUGAUCUUGAUGAACAGAGAUGAACUGGAGUUUUAUUGCUGGUGCUCCUCUGUCACGCUGCAUCCUUAGGUAGGAUCACAUUUUGUUCAAGCUUUUGUUUAACAGGGGAUUGAUUUAGGACGACACCAUGUUUUCUCUGGUUAAAAAAAAGUUUUACCUGCAUCUCAACUUUUAGACUGAUGUUUUUGCGCAGAUAAAAUUAACGACACAAUGUGUGCCACUAAACUUAUGACAUUAAACUUACCAGCAACAACACCAAACUGGACAAAGCAGUGAUCAGGACCAAAUGGGGUAAAGCUGGAAUCCGAUGUGUUAGAGGUGGGAAACCUGAUUUGCUGCACAUGCAUUUUAUUUUUGUUUUUUGCUGAUGCGAUAAUUAAUGGUAGCACUACAACAGGCUCUGAUGAUUAGACCACUCACUCCAUUAGGUGUGAAAACCUGAUCUUUUCUGAGUCUGUGGUUUCCUGUAAACUGUGGUUAAUAGCAUCUUCCUGUCAGUGGUAGCACAACCAUCUUUCAGUAUGUGUGUGAAGAGAAUGCCAUGUUAUACUUCGAUCUAGCCGUCAGAUCUCUUGAGUUUGUCUCAGCUGCUCAGGCUUGAAUUUGAUCUUGUGACUUUUGAGUCGGUCAGUACUGAACACACACCUGAAGUUCGUCUCUACAUCAGCUCCACGAAGACAUGAUGAAAAUUGUAUUUUUGCUGCUCCUCUGCUGUCGCUCUGCAUCUUCAGGGACUCAUUCCUUGAGGUUUUUCUACACUGGAUCUUAUGGAGUCAUGACCUUCCCAGAGUUUGUGGGUGUUGUGAUGGUUGAUGAAGUUGAGGUGAUUUACUGUGACAGCAGCAUUGGAGGAGCUGAACCCAAACAAGACUGGAUGAGGAAACUAAUCAAAGAUGAUCCAGAACACAUGGACUGGUACAGUAAUGAAUGUCAUACUAGUCACAACACCUUCAAGACCACUACUGAAAUUCUGAUGCAAAGCUUCAACCAAACUGGAGGUGUCCACAUUUACCAGAGGAUGUUUGGUUGUGAGUGGGAUGAUGAGACUGCAGAGGUUAAUGGUUAUGAUCAGUAUGGUUAUGAUGGAGAAGACUUCAUAGAAUUUGACCUAAAGACAGAGACCUGGAUCGCUCCAACACCACAGGCUGUCACCACCAAACACAAGUGGGACAAUGACAGAGCUGGAUUAUUUUACAUUAAGAACUACCUGACCCAGGUUUGUCCUGAGUGGCUGAAGAAGUAUGUGAACUAUGGGAGGAGCUCUCUGCUGAGAACAGAGCAUCCCUCAGUGUCUCUCCUCCAGAAGACUCCCUCCUCUCCAGUCAGCUGCCACGCUACAGGUUUCUACCCUGACAGAGCCAUAAUGUUCUGGAGGAAAGAUGGAGAGGAGCUUCAUGAGGACGUGGACCAAGGAGAGAUCCUCCCCAACCAUGAUGGAACCUUCCAGAUGAGAGCUGACCUGAAGGUUUCAUCAGUCUCACCUGAAGACUGGAGGAGCUCCUCCUCAGGGGUUCUCCACUGGUGCUGUCAUCGGAGGAGUUGUUGUUGUUGUUGUUGUUGUUGUUGUUGUCCUGCUCAUCUACAAGUGGGUACAUAAAGAUCAGAGAGACAUUACAAGGAUCCUGCUGUGUCAAAACCACUCCGGCCAGUGACAUUUCAAAUGCAGAAGAACUCAUAAUGAGCUAACUGAUGUUUUGUGGAAAAAAGUAUCAUAAAAAUCACAACAAGCUGACACAUCAUGAUAGUAUUAGAUCUAAUCCUUAUGUAAAGAAACCACCAGAGUCCUCACUGGGGAGGAAAUGUUCAGAUGAUGGUAGAUGAUAUUCUGCCAUCUGGACUCUAUGCAGAAUUUUAAU
Messenger RNA from Lates calcarifer (barramundi perch), 2085 nucleotides. Its product is annotated as major histocompatibility complex class I-related gene protein. Gene Ontology annotation, biological process: immune response. NCBI's taxonomy places the organism in Eukaryota, Metazoa, Chordata, Actinopteri, Centropomidae. The transcript is spliced from 6 exons. Gene Ontology annotation, cellular component: external side of plasma membrane. The record is from RefSeq and is a predicted model, not a curated record. Bases 909 to 1826 code for a protein of 305 amino acids.